Strongyloides ratti is the source of this 408-nucleotide messenger RNA. RefSeq lists its product as hypothetical. Lineage: Eukaryota; Metazoa; Nematoda; Chromadorea; Rhabditida; Strongyloididae. The transcript is spliced from 2 exons. The record is from RefSeq and is a predicted model, not a curated record. Bases 1 to 408 code for a protein of 135 amino acids.
AUGCUAUUCAUUGUAUACUUUAUUAUUUUGAAAUAUCUUCCAUCAGUAAUUGGUAUACAAUUCCCUUUAACAACUAUAGCAUGCUUUUAUGGAAAAUAUGAAAUGUCUCAAAAAAACUUUUGUACAAGUAAUGAAUGUUAUACACAAAUUCAUUACACAUCAAAUGGAUUAAAAAUAAGAAGAGGAUGUGUCAAUAAAGGAAUGGAUUUAUAUCAAUUUGAAAAUGAUUCUUCAUAUGAAAUAUUUUAUUGUAAUUCAGCAUCAUUUUGUAAUAAUCAUACAGGUCAAAUCUCAAAAUUUAAAACAUCAAGUAACUCAUCUGGAAAAAAUUAUGUUAAAAUUAUGUCUUGGGGAAUAAAUACAUUUCAUAAUAUAACUCAAAAAAUAAAAAAAUGGUUUUAUGGUUAA